AUGGAGAGGAACACUCCGGUGAGGAAGCCGCAUACUUCGACUGCAGAUCUGCUUACUUGGUCGGAGACUCCAAUCGCCGAUUCGCCAGCUCCGGCUUCUUCGGCUUCUCGUUCUCACCAGCCGUCGGAUGGGAUCAGCAAGGUGGUGUUUGGAGGUCAGGUUACUGAUGAAGAGGUGGAGAGCUUGAACAAAAGAAAGCCAUGUUCGGAGUAUAAGAUGAAAGAAAUUACUGGUAGUGGAAUAUUUGUAGCCAAUGGUGAAGAUGAUGAAACCGAGGAUGGCAGUGCCAACCCUUCUGCAAAUAAAACUGGAAUUCGCAUGUACCAGCAAGCUAUUGCGGGAAUCAGUCAUAUUUCUUUUGGCGAGGAAGAGAGUGUUUCGCCAAAAAAGCCCGCCUCGUUGCCUGAGGUUGCCAAGCAACGUGAGCUCAGUGGAACUAUGGAAAGUGAAGACAAUAAGCUGAACAAACAGCUUUCUGAUGCAAAAUUCAAGGAGCUUAGCGGUCAGGACAUAUUUGCUCCACCACCUGAAAUCAAACCUCGACCAGUAACUGCUCGCAUACUUGAGUUGAAAGGGAGCAUAGACAUCGGAGAUAGCCAUGGCGAUGGAGAUGAAGGCACUACUUCAGGCGAACCGGUUCUGAAGACAGCAAAGAAGAUUCUUAACCAGAAAUUUGCAGAACUGUCAGGAAACAACAUAUUUAAGGGCGACGCUCCACCUUUGUCCGCUGAGAAAUCAUUGAGCGGGGCAAAACUCCGGGAGAUAAGUGGCAGCAACAUCUUUGCUGAUGGGAAGGCAGAGUCUAGAGACUAUCUAGGCGGCGUGCGGAAGCCGCCUGGUGGCGAGAGCAGCAUUGCCUUGGUAUAA
This is a messenger RNA of Lathyrus sativus (Indian pea), 867 nucleotides long. The record is from the annotation of a GenBank genome assembly. NCBI's taxonomy places the organism in Eukaryota, Viridiplantae, Streptophyta, Magnoliopsida, Fabales, Fabaceae.